Molecule: messenger RNA, 318 nt
Organism: Leptopilina boulardi
Lineage: Eukaryota; Metazoa; Arthropoda; Insecta; Hymenoptera; Figitidae
Product: ribonuclease H1-like
Exons: 1
Coding region: 1-318 (105 amino acids)
Biological process (GO): DNA replication, removal of RNA primer
Molecular function (GO): nucleic acid binding; RNA-DNA hybrid ribonuclease activity
Source: RefSeq, a predicted model, not a curated record
AUGAAACAAACAAAUAACGGAGCCGAAAUAGAAGCUAUCGUGAAAACAAUUAACAUACUAAAGAAAAAGGGUUUAUGCAAAGUCAGGAUACACACCGGCUCUAAAUUUGCGAUAGAUGGUUAUCUGAAUUGGUUACCGAAAUGGAAAGAAAAUGGGUGGAAAACGAACAGAAGGAAAACGGUAGUUAGUAAGGAGAUAUUUAGCAAGCUAAGCGAUAACAUAACCGGGAUCAAAGUAGAACUAAUUUACGAACCGGGGCACAGUGGAAUAAAAGGCAAUGAAGAAGCAGAUAAAUUAGCUAAGCUAGCUAUAGAGUAG